This is a messenger RNA of Poeciliopsis prolifica (blackstripe livebearer), 2548 nucleotides long. RefSeq names its product acid phosphatase 2, lysosomal (gene acp2). Gene Ontology annotation, biological process: lysosome organization; dephosphorylation. The transcript is spliced from 14 exons. Bases 337 to 1599 code for a protein of 420 amino acids. Gene Ontology annotation, cellular component: lysosome. NCBI's taxonomy places the organism in Eukaryota, Metazoa, Chordata, Actinopteri, Cyprinodontiformes, Poeciliidae. The record is from RefSeq and is a predicted model, not a curated record. Gene Ontology annotation, molecular function: acid phosphatase activity.
UCAACUGACGACUGUUCCUAAGCUAGCUGUGUCCAACUUUUGUAAAUACCGCCGUCUAUGAGACCCAACCAGGUGUGUGACGUUCAAAGAAAAAUUAGCUUAACUCCAACAAGCAAAAGUCAUGAAUAAAGUGACAAAAACAACUUUGGAAAUCAAUUUUAGUCGCUCAGUUUAAUCCUCGCGUCCCUCACUUCUGACGUCCAUCAUGGCGCCUGGAAUGAUUCAGUGACGUCGUUGAAAAGGUGGAUGCUAGCAACGGCUAGCUGACGUUCCUCUACUUCGGAGCAGGAAAAGACACCCGACACACAGCAGAGCCGAACCACCAUCGGCGGAAACAUGGUGUCCACGGCGGCGCUUCUUCUCGUCUCUUUGGCCUCUGCAUGUGAACAAGUUUUUGCUGGAAGACAGCUAAUUUAUGCUACAGUGUUGUUUCGACAUGGUGACAGGUCACCAGUGAGAGCCUUUCCUACUGACCCUCACCAAGAAAGCGCCUGGCCUCAGGGCUUUGGACAGCUAUCGCAGGUCGGGAUGAGGCAGCAGUAUGAGCUGGGUCAGUAUCUGCGGACGCGGUACAAAGACUUCCUCAAUGAAUCCUACAUCCGUCACGAGAUUUUAGUUCGCAGUACAGACGUUGAUCGGACCCUGAUGAGUGCUGAAGCCAACCUGGCAGGCCUCUACCCCCCUAAAGGUCAGCAGAUAUUUCAACCCAGUGUAAAGUGGCAGCCCAUACCGGUACACACAGUACCGCAAAACGAAGAAAAGCUGCUCUCAUUUCCUUUGAACGACUGUCCUCGCUACGAACAGCUGAUGAAUGAGACUGAAAACACAGCAGAAUUUAUCAAUGUCACAACAAAAUACCGGGACUUUAUAGAGAUGGUAAAAAAUAAAACAGGACUGAAGAAAGCAAAUGUGGAAUCAGUGUGGAGUGUGUAUGACACACUAUUCUGCGAGUCUCGACAUAACAUGUCCGCUCCAGAAUGGGUGACUCCCAACGUCAUGGAGAAGCUCAGGUUUCUGAAAGACUUUGGAUUUCAGCUCCUGUUCGGGGUUUACAAACAGCAAGAGAAGAGUCGCCUGCAAGGAGGUCUCCUGCUGGGGGAAAUUGUGAAGAAUCUCACCAAGAUGGCCGCCCCACACCCACAACGUCAAUUAAAACUGAUGAUGCUCUCAGCGCACGACACAACCAUAGUUGCUCUUCAGACCAGCUUGAAUGUGUUCAACGGAAAGCAGGCGCCUUACGCCUCCUGCCACAUAAUUGAACUGUACAGGGAAGACAAUGGAUCUGCGUCCGUGUCGAUGUUUUAUCGCAACGACACCAGCGUGCCGCCGUACCCAGUCCAGUUGCCAGGUUGCGCUCAUGUCUGCCCCCUAGAGGACUUCGCGAGGAUAACAAAGCCGUUCAUCUCAGACGACAGAGACAAGGAGUGUCAGCUGCCAUCAAAGGGGAGAGACAGACUGAUCAUCAGCCUGGCCUUGUCCGGAUGCCUGCUCCUCGCUCUCAUCGCCGUCCUCCUCGGAGUCAUUUGCCGACACAAAGAGACCAAUAGCAACAGGGGAUACCAUCAUGUGAUCAACCAGGAAGCCAGAGAGGAAUCCUGACAGAGGCGCAAGCUACUGCUUCGGGGAUCGAUGAGCUUCGCCUCUUGGGACAGCAGCAGCGAUGAAGAAGAAGAAGAAGUACUUUAAGUGACAGUAAUCUUGGAAUUAUCAAUGCAUUUCACUGUGCCUUGCAUCAAAUUUGGACACUGAAAAAAUAGUUUUUAUUGCAAAUAUCUUAGUACUUUUGAAAUAAGACAAAAACUAACUUAUAGAUAACCUUUCAGCAAAAUAUAAGUUUGUUUCAACUGAAUAAUUCAUUGAUAUUGAUUAAAAAGUUCUGGUUGCACUGGCAGAUUAUUUUACUUACAGCAAAGGAAAAUAUCUUGUUAUAAGUGAAAUUAUCUGCCAAUGGAAAUAGAACUUUUUGUCAGUAUUAAGGGAUUACUAACUAUAGCUAUAUCUUGCUGAAAGAUUAUAAGUUAGUGUCUUAUUUCAUGUGUAUUAAAAUAUUUGCACUAAAAACUAGUAUAAAAAAUACUUGGUCAGAUCCAGUUUUUUACUGUGAAAUACUGUGAAAAUGUUUCAUUGUUUGGUUGGUGAUUCCAAGGUCUGAUGACCAAGAUGCCUUAAAUAUUUUUUACUUGUAUCCUAUGGUACCGUUUUUCAUCGCGUCGUCACUUUCAACACUGAGUAUUUCAGCCAAGAGUUUGUGAAGCAAUCUGUUUGAUUUACAGCCUCAUCACACACUGGGAAAAUAAAAUUUAGUGCUUAAAAAGGCUGAAUGACAAGAACAGAGAAUAAAAUGGUUCUUUUCAACUACAUGUCAUAACAUUCAGCAUUAAUUACCUUUUUGAUCGCACACGGAAUCACCAGGGUCCUUUAAGAUUAUCAGCAUUUGUUUACGUUAAACUUCCUGUGUCAAAUUAUCUGUCCUACAGUGUUUGUUUUUAUUACAGUUUGAUGUUUAAGGAAUGUUUAUUUUCUAACCAAAAAUAAAUUACUACUUUCA